GUCUAUGGUUCGUUUGUCGUCUGUGGUUACGAGUACGAAUCACGUCUGUGGUACGACCGUACGAAGUCGGAAGUAUGUAUAUAAUAAUCUGUGGUGUGGUACCAAUAUUGAUUGACGUUUAUCAAUUUUCGUGAUACAACAUUCGGAAAGUGAAUAUUGAACUACACUUUCAAAGUCAAACAUGAACAGGGGACGCGGAGGAAAGUUCGGCGGCCCCAGAGGCGGAGGCCGAGGUGGCGGCGGAGCCCGAGGCGGUGGGAACCAAAGCGGGCCUGUUUAUUCGGACAGUUUACGUGAUCUGGAUAUAGAACUGGAAUUACUAAAACGCAAAAGGCAAAUAAUUGAACAGGAGCAGAACAUGCUAGACAGAUUCGCUAAUAACACCAACAAUUACUCGUCUAACUACAGUAAUCAGCAAAGCAGUAACAAUUACUCUAGUAACAUUAAUAGCAGGCAGUAUGAUAACAAGCAACCCUUUUAUAAUCAACCAGGUCCCAGUUACAGUUCUGCUUAUUCUAAUACCCCCAGACUUGGUAAUUCUGAUACCAGGCCACAGGGUGUGAAACGUCAACAGGUUUGGGAAAAUCCUUCCCCACCAAAACGUUUCAAUGCACCUCAGAGGAUAAAUCCUUGGCAGAAUCAAGACCCGAUGCCAGAGUACAGACCUGUAAACCAAGGCCCUCCCCAACCAAAAAAUUUCUCUUCCCAAAACAGGGCGUCAAUGAACCUUAAGCCUAGCAUCGGCCAACGAAUCACUACAAAAUAUAACCCACCACCUGAACGUAAGAACUUUAAACCUUCCAAAGUGACGAAACCCAACCAAAAAUCUAACAAUCCUACAUAUUACACAUCUGAACAAACUAAGAUGUUAAUAGAUGAAACCAAUAAGUUGAUUGCACAUACUAAUUCAAUGAUGCAAAAACCUACAACGAAAUUCCAAAAUCCCAAACCCAAAUUCCAAAAUCCCAAACCCAAAUUCCAAAAUCCUAAUCCUAUUCCUGCGGGUCAGGUGAUUCCGAAAAAGCUGAAUGCAAAGACAGAUAUUGGAGAUAAUAUUUUACAAGAUACCAUUCUUCGACCCAAUAUACAGCCGUUUGGGCAAGUUAAAGGGCGUUUGGAGUUAGCUUUGGGCACAAUUCUCAAAGGAGUCAAGGAGUUAUGCGCUGAUGAUGACACCUUCGAGUUUUUUAACCUCCCUUUCAUACAGCGUACGAUUAAACAAAUUAUCCGUAAACGUAUAAGAGAUAUUAUGAUGAAUAAACCAGUCGUAAAUUCUACCGAAGUUGUUAAUAGAUAUCGCCAGCAAUAUCCUAAGAAAACUGACAGUGAAAUAUUGAAAAUAGCCCAAGAUGCUGAUACAUAUUAUAAAAAAAAUCGGGGCCUCUUACACCUUAUUGAAUCAGAUGAUCCUGAACAAUUUUUCAAUAUGAACUUACAACGGAUUUUGAGCUAUAAGCUUGAUGAUUUAUUUGAAGACGUAAGGAAUGUGUAUACAAAAAGGGUAUAUAAUAUUGAUGAUAUUGUCCAAAAAUUUGCAAAUGAAUCAGAGUUGCCGAAAAAAGAUGAAAACCAGGAUAAUAAAACUGUGGAGACCGACGCCACAGAGGAAAUGAAAGACACAGAUAUGGAGAAAAUAACAGAUGACGAUAAAGUUACAGACGGAGAGAAAGUUGCUGAUGAGAAGAAAGUUACAGACGAAGAGAAAAUUUCAGGUGAGAAAGUUUCAGGUGGUAACAGUGAAACUGAUGAGAAUAAAGAUAUAGAUGUCCAGAAAAAUACAAAAAAGGAAAACAAUAAUGAAGAAGAAAAGGACAAUAAAGAUAAUGGUGAAACGAAAAGUCAACCAAAUACUCAAGAAUGUACCAAUACCCUUGUAAAGGAAAUAAUGGAAGAAUAUGAGUUAAAAAAUCCAAAGACCAAACAUUAUUUUGACCUUGCAGAUAAAAUUAUAGAACAACGAUUGCCAUCACUUUUGCCAAAGUACAAAGGAACAAUUUUGUCAAUCUUGUGUACAAACAAAGAAUUCGUAAGUUUCCAAGCUUUACUUCAUAGGGAAAAGAAUGAAAUGUACAGACAACAAAGGCUGAAAAGAAAUAGUCAAAAUGUGAUAACAUUGGAUGAUGAUGAUGACGAUGAUAAGAAAGCCAGUGUCUCCUUAAAACCUGAGACUGCAAGUUCUGUUAAAACUGAAACUGCAACUAGCAGUUCUUCAAAAAUUGAUCAACAGGCUACAGCUGUAAUAACAUCAGUUACACCAUCAAAACCAACCACACCCGCAGAGGAACCUUCGACCCCUGGUAAAUCAACCGAUACAGCACCCAUUUCAACAACGCCAACUGCUAAACCUUCAGUUACACCAAAACCUGCAACACCUACAACUGCUAAAUCUUCAAUGGCACCUGUCAAAGAUGCUGAGAAAAAUAUUCCAUCCACUCCUAAAGCAGCAGCUAAGGACAUACUUUAUGUGAAGCUUAUUGGUCGUCCAGAAUUACCCGCCCGGGCUGUUAUCUAUGAGUUCUUGAAUAAGUUCAAACCAAAUUCUAUCAAGAAACACAAGAGUAUCAACAACCUAUUGGUCGUCGGGUUUGUAGACAAGGAAGGAUAUGAAAAGAUAUUAUCCGCUACUGAAUCUGUUGUAGGUGAUUCUACACUUACUAUUAAAGCCAGCGAGCAAGUUAUUACUACGCCAAUACAAAACAAAUCCGGUCAACCAGUAAACAAAACACCCAUUAACAAGACACCAAUCACAAAUAAAAACAUAACCACUGACAAGGUUAUUAAAACUCCAAUUAAAACUGAAGAGCAAAUCACAAACAACGACAAAACGCCAGUACAAACAGAAGCCAAAUCGACUACUGAUGAAGCACGUGACAAUACAGAGGAAAUAUUAUCAGAAUUAGACUCGCAAAUCAAUGAUUUAUUAACGUCAAUUAGAAACACAGAUGAGGAAAAUGACGAUUUAAAAGAGGAGGAAAAAAAUAAUCCAGAGGAAAAUUCAACUGAUGUUGAUAAAAUGGAUACAGGUGCUGAACCUGACUGCGACAAAGGGGAAGUGACAAAGAAAUCUGACGAAAAAAGUGAUGAAAUCACUGAUGAAAACAAGGAAAAGGAAACUGACGACAUUAAGAGUGAUCAAAACGAUGAAAAACCAACCAGUGACUUGAUAGAAAAUACUGAAAUUGAUAAAUCUGAUAAGAACAAUAUGGGUACAAUAAUGGAAGUUGAUGAUGAAAACAAAACAAAAGCGGCCACAGAAGCUGUGAAAGGCGUAAAGGAAUCUGGUAGAGCUACACCUACCAGAUCUUCGUCUCGCUUGGCGAAUGUCACUCCCAGUACAAUAAAAACGAGACGGGCAAGCAGAUUAGCUAAUAAUAAUUAGUGCUUACUGACAUUACGUCGGGUAUGGAGGUUUCCUAAAUAGGAACUUUUUAUUUAAUUAUUAAAAAUUUCGAUUAGAUUAAUAAUAAUAAAUAUAAUAAUUACUAUUAUUUAUUUAAGUCUUGAAGUGAUUGACUUAUUACUUUAAAGUUUAAAUUGGAAUGCAGAUUAUUUUGAAGCGGAUGAUGGUAUAAAAAUUUUGUUUUACAAGAAACAUGGCUAGUUGACACUUUUUAAUAUAUGGUCUUAAAUAGUUCAUUAUCGAUCUACUAGACUGAAAAAUUUUUGUCAUAUUUUUUUGAGACGUGAUUAAUUGAUUGAAAAUUUUAGUUUUUAAAUAUAUUUUUGAUAAUACGAGCCAAAACGCCUGUCGGCCAUGACAGUCUAUAUUUCAACUGUUUCAUGACGUCACUUUAAGACAUACCAUACAAAUGGAGCGUUUGACAAUAAUAUUAGAUAACAAUUAGUUCGACGUUUAGUACAUCAAGUGUGUUAGUGACGUCACAAAAUGGACGACAGUGUUUUUGACGUUUGGAAAAUUUAAAAAAAUACGUGAUAUUUAAAUUAUCUUUUUUAUGAAAUCCUUAAACCUUAUUAACUGAUAUCGAUUUAUUUCAGACCCUUAUUCCAUGUACUACACGAAAUCAAUAUAGUUUAUAUUAAAUUUGAUAUGAGUCAACUACCUAUUAAGUGGUCACAUUUUACAAGUAGUUUCAAUAUUAUAUUUUAGCAAUGUUUUAUGAACUUCAGCCGUUUUCAACAUUUAUCUAUUAAUAAAAUGACUUAGUAGAAUCUAGUUACCUAUAAAAUAAUACUGCUUCAUACUUUUAAGAAAUUUUAUGAGUAAUUUAGAAUAAAAUUUUAAAAAAUC
This is a messenger RNA of Bicyclus anynana (squinting bush brown), 4249 nucleotides long. RefSeq names its product bromodomain-containing protein DDB_G0270170. The record is from RefSeq and is a predicted model, not a curated record. The transcript is spliced from 9 exons. Bases 182 to 3379 code for a protein of 1065 amino acids. NCBI's taxonomy places the organism in Eukaryota, Metazoa, Arthropoda, Insecta, Lepidoptera, Nymphalidae.